This is a messenger RNA of Diaporthe batatas, 486 nucleotides long. RefSeq lists its product as uncharacterized. Gene Ontology annotation, molecular function: serine-type endopeptidase inhibitor activity. The coding region runs from base 1 to 486 and encodes 161 amino acids. NCBI's taxonomy places the organism in Eukaryota, Fungi, Ascomycota, Sordariomycetes, Diaporthales, Diaporthaceae. The transcript has 4 exons. The record is from RefSeq and is a predicted model, not a curated record.
AUGCAACUCAAGACCGGGUUCUACUACAUCUCCACCAUCGCCACCAGCCCCUGGGGUGAGCGUUGGGUCCAGCGCGACACCGCCGAGAACAAUUCGCUGCUCUCCAAGCCCGUCAACAUCCAGGUCGACGAGGCAGGCGCAGCCCAGUGGUACGUCGAGCAGGUCGGCGACGAGCAGAUCUUCCAGAUCUAUGCCGGCUCAAUCGACGCCGACCCAGUCAUCACCAUCGACCAGGAUGGCAAGCUCUUUGCCGACAUCAGCGGCAACGGCCCCGCGCAGAGCUGGACGGUGAAAGCGUGUGAGCAGACCUGUGAGGAGGGGGUUUACAUUGUGCAGGAUGACAAGGGAAAUGCCUGGCAGACUCCACAGUGCGAUGAAAAAGACCCCCAGAUCCUGAUCGAAUCUCUUGUCAUUACCGCCAUCUACCCUCCCCGGUACCCGACCUAUGCGCAGUUCAAGUUUGCCAAUGUCGACGAUGUCGACUAG